Messenger RNA from Capsicum annuum, 5534 nucleotides. RefSeq names its product histone H2B.11. The transcript has a single exon. The record is from RefSeq and is a predicted model, not a curated record. Gene Ontology annotation, biological process: nucleosome assembly. Gene Ontology annotation, molecular function: structural constituent of chromatin; protein heterodimerization activity; DNA binding. The coding region runs from base 4501 to 5319 and encodes 272 amino acids. Lineage: Eukaryota; Viridiplantae; Streptophyta; Magnoliopsida; Solanales; Solanaceae. Gene Ontology annotation, cellular component: nucleosome.
UUAAUUUAUUAGAAACAAGAAGACGUAAUUUCCUUAACAAGAUAAGAAAGAAAAUAAAAGGACAAAAAAUUGAAUCAACACCCUCUUUUUCCAUCUACAUCUAUUUUUCAACAACCUAGCUACUUUUAUCAUUUUCAUCUAUACCAAUAUUCCAUUGCCAAAAAAAUCCCUUAUUAAACUUCAUGUCAGACCCUCAAAUUUUAGAUCAAUUUUUCCCCAAAGGACAUCAUGGAGGUAAUAAUUCAGUCGAAAUAUUAGAAACAAACGUAUUAGUACUAGAAAAUAGUACUACUUCUAGGCAUAAUAUUGAUGAUCAUCAAGAGUUGUGUCGUACUCCAACAUGUCGGAAAAACAAGAUUCCGAUAGCUGGAAGCUGCCCUCCACCAGCACCGAAGAAAUUACUGCUUCGUAAGAGGAAGUUUUCACGGUUCGAAUUUUUUGAGGUUAGUGGAAAUGAAGAGUUGGAGAAGUUCUUCGUAUCAUGCAAUGAAAUUUCUCGAGGUAUGGCUGUUAAGAAAAGACUUCUCAUGAGUUAACUACAAGCAAUUAAAUUAGUUAUAUAUGUGUAUAAGUUAAUUUCAUGUGAAUCGUAAGACAUAUUAUAGCCCUUGAUUUUUAGGGUUGAUAAGUUCCUUAUUCACGUUAUAUUCUCUGUCGAUUAUAGAAUAAAUAUAUAGAGAGAUAUAGCUAGGUGAUGAAUAAAAUGAUGUGUCGAAAUCAUGGAAUAUAUAGUCCAUAUGUAUAAAAAGUUUGCAUUAAAUGUUUCCUUUUUACUCUGAAUGCAUUGUGCAAAAAAUAUUUUUAUUCUGAAAUAAUUAUUGUGCGAACUAAGGUUCUCUUGCGAGAUAGGUAUGAAUUUUUAUGUUUUCACUAUUGGUUAAUGAUAGAGCUCGUAGUUUUGAUUGUUGAAAAUGCUCAUAAAUCAUAUGAAUCUACUAAUUAGUAAAAUGGAUCAAAUUAUUCAAGUGUGAGUAUUUCACCUAUUAUAUUACGAUAGGAAUUAAAUCUUCGAUGACAAAGUUCAAACUUAUAAACCUUAAAAUUUGAGUGGAAUGUAUUAAUCGUCAGAGCAAAAUCUCAUAAGUAAAUUGUAUCGAUUAAAACAAUAUAUUGAAAUUAAAAAGAGAGUUCAAUAGCAAUUAUUGGCCAAAAUUUUGAAUGGGCUAGAUGUGGUUGAUAUGGAGGGAAAACUUUCCCCCAAAAAAUAUUUGUAAUUUCUUUUUUUUGGUUUGAUUGAUGAAAAUUUUCUGCAAAACAUUUUUGGUAGGAGAUACGUCCUUUCAAAAUGAGAAAUAUGAUUUUCGCGUAAAAAGUAUAGAAUAUCUAUCUAAUUUUCUCUUUCCACCUUUCGAUAUAUCAUGUCCUCACUCAUAGCUUCCAUCUCCGCCACUUUCACCUUAACCCAUAGGUUUACCUAAAAUGUUAUUGGAGAAUAUCUUUUUCUUAUUAUUACUUUUCAAUUCCAGAAAAUAAAUUAAAAGAAAACGGUUUUCUUGGUGCCAAACACACACUAGGUUACGCCCUUUUUGACAAUCGAAUCAUCAACUAAUUAUUUUAAAUAAAUUUCAGAUGAUUUGUGUUGAGAAAUUAAAGGACUAUAUAUAUAUAUAUUCUUCAAACUAUUGGUUCCCUAGCUAACAACAUUUCCAUCGAAAAUCUUAACAAUGAGUAAGAUUAAUAACAUUAACUAAUCAAUUACGAUAAAUUGACAAGUUUAACACGCAUGAAUUAUAUUAUGACGCGAGCUCGUAAAUGAAAAUUGUAAAUUCUCACUGCAAGGAAAUAUUGGAAUUAGCUAUAAAUUUCAAAAUUAACCAAUCCCUUAAAUAGCUCAAAGCUAGUAGAGUUUUUUCUAUAAUCCAUUACUAAUUCAUUACCAAAUAGGAUUAGCAACGUAUAUAAUGUUUAAAAGUAAGACGGAAGCAGUAACUUAGUUGAAGUAAGCUGAACUAAUCAAUUUUAAAAGGAAUGGCGAGUAUUCACAUUUAAUUACACGAUUUGUCCUUCAAAUGAACUGGUCUUUAAUUUUUGGUUUACAAAUAGAUUUGUCUUUAAUUUUUGUCUUAGAAAUCGAACUUAUGUCUAACAAGAUAUAUGUUCUUCAAGAGCAUAAGAUAUAACUUCUGAAAUACUAGGAUGUGAAAAUAUAAACUUAUACUGGGGAAGAGUUAUUGAUUGUACUAUUGGGCCAAUAAGUGUUCUUUGGGUGUGUCCAUAUUCUCCUAUGGUAGUAUGGUCCGCUAUAAGUUCAUUAUCACCAGGUAGAAAAAAUAGACUCAACGAGGCAGAAUUUUUCUAUCUAUACGCAUUCAUUUUGGUAUCAUUAACAUACAAUUGUACACUAAAUUUAAUGAUUCUAGUUUGUAUAUAGUGUUCGAGGCUUAAACGAUUCAACCUAGGAAAUCUUUAUUUAGAUAACAAGCGACCUGUCCAAUGUCUCACCUCCUAACUACUUUUUUGUGGACCAAUUAAGGAUGUGACGAUAUAUCAUAAGCAACUUGAGUAAUUAAAGCAUAGACAAUCAUGUAAAAUCGAUCAUACGACUUGUUAGUACAAUCCUAUCGUAUUAGGUGGUAGAGUCAAUAAUUUUAUCGAGAGAAUAUAAAAGAUAAAAGAUAAACACAUCAAAAGUUAAGGAAAUUUAGUAUUUAUUUUAUAAUCAAAAAUUAAUUUAUAGUAAGGGUGGCUCAAGAGUAAAGCUAGUAAAGCCGUUGCUUUAGACCCCCAAAAUUUUGAGGCCUCAAAACUUUUAAUACUAAACUCUAUAAUUUCUACUUCACUUGAAAUAAUAAUGAAGAUCGUGAAAUAAAUUUUUAAAGAAUAUCUAAAUAAUAAUAAUAGUAAUAGUAAUAAAAAAAAAUCAUUUUUUAAAGAAAUAUUUUAGAACUUUGAACUAAACAACUUAAACUUUAUAUUAAUAAAUAAAAUUUUAAUAACAAUGUCCAAGUUAAUACAUUGCAAACAAAUAGCUAACAUCUUAUUAACAAGAAUUAAUUCCUACUUUUAUUAAUAAUUAAUAAUCAUAUUAUUAAUAUGUGAAGUUAAAGGUUAAGUGACUUUUAAAAAAUUUACAUCGAAACAACUAUUAUGUAAAAACAAAUAAGACAACUCUAAAUUAUUAGAGUAAUAUUUUUUUUAUGUAUCUUUAUACAUGUAAAACCGAUUAAAAUUUAGUUUUAGGCCAUUAAUUUUAUUGAGAUGCUUCUGAUUUAUAGUGUAAUUUUCCCACAUAUAUUCACAAAGAUGACAUGCAAGAAGCAAAUAAAAAAAGUGUAUUUUAAGACAGGACUCGAAACAUCCAAACGAGUAUAAUACAUUUUUUUAGAAAUACAAUGAAUAAAGUACUUUUUUUGCGAUAAAUAACUCAUUGGACUCACCAGUAUACCAGGAAGCAGUAGAAUUCCUUUGUAUUAUAUUGUCAAUGACCUUAUUCUUUGUAUUCUAUUGUCAAUGACCUUCAACUCCAUUAACAACAACAGUAACAUCCAAACGAGGAUAAUACAUUUUUUUAGAAAUACAAUGAAUAAAGUACUUUUUUGUGAUAAACAACUCGUUGGUAUACCAGGAAACAGUAGAAUUCCUUUGUAUUCUAUUGUCAAUCACCUUAUUCCUUUGUAUUCUAUUGUCAAUGACCUUGACCCAUCAACAACAACAGUACUUAGGAAAAGCCUGUAUUAUAAGAAAACAACUAAAAAAAAUAAACAGUGUAUUGCGAAAGAUUAAUAGUGUUCCAGCUGCGAUUGAACUAAGCUCAUGACUCAUCUGUCAUGAACUAAUUUGGAAAGGGAAGAUAUGAUUUGUAGACUGUAUUGAGGGAAUUUCUCCAUUAAUUAUAUUAACCGAUCAUACAAUUGAAAAUGUAACGAAAUGCAGAAAUCAUUCGAUGUAUAUAUUGAUACAGUACAUUUUAUAUACUUAUAAACUUAAUCGUGUCACCAUUAUGGCUCAAUACAAUGUGUGCCUGCAUAUGGUCAGCGGUGAAUUCAGUAUUCAGAGUCUUCGGAUGUUAAGUAAAUACUAAACUCGAGAAAAGAAGAAAUUUUUAGUACAAAAAACUCAUGACAAAAUUGCUCCUAGACUAGUAGAAUAUAUACAUGCUAAUCGUACCUAUGAAUAUAGAUGACUGUAGAUGCGAAUACAGAAUUUGGAGUCUCCAAUACCAAAAUAGAUUGUCAGCAAAUUUCGAACCUGGACCUGUUCGAUAAAAUUAACAGGCUUGUGUCACUCUUCAUUUUGAGCAAAUAAAAAUUGAGCAAGAAUUCUGAAGCCUCCUCCAGAAUCCUCUUUACUCUUCACUCUUCAUUUUUACCCCCCACGUAUCCUGUUAACUUCCAGUAUUUCAACACCUGUCUUCCACUUGUCACUCUCCUAGCAACUCACCACAGUGAAAAAGCUUAAAAUCCACCGCUUUAUAUACCUUAGCCGCUCCAACACACAUUAUCACCAAAACAAAAACAAAAGAAAGAGCAAAGAGAGACAGAAAAAUAAUUAUCUUCGAACAUGGCACCAAAGAGACGUGGUAGGGCUCGUGCUACGGUGGUCACCGCCCGGAAAGUGGUGGAGGAAACGGUCUCCUUCGUCGUAACUCCGGUAGCUGCCGAAACGGAGACUGGAAGUCAAACUUUGACUCAAAGUCAACAUGAAGAAAAUCAAUCCUUCGAAAUACUAACUCCACCACCCACUGAAGAACCAACACCUAAGAGAACUGUUAUUAUUGAAGAAAAAUCCACAACACAACCCGAGAAGAAAAAGGGCCAACAAAAGAAACCCAAACCCACCCGGGAGGCACAAGAGAUAUUCGACCCGACCCGGAAGGAACAAGAGAAGCAACAACCUCAGCAAGUAGAUGAAGAUGAAACUCAACCAGCUGACGAGCCGGAAGAGAUGCCAACGCCUCCGCAAAUCGAAGCGGUUCAAAAGAAGGCCCAAGCCCAGAAAAGGAAACCCGGCCCGGCCCAUAAAGCGGAAGGAGAAAAGAGGAAGAAGAAGAGGGCGAAAGUGGGAGGGGGAGUGGGACCCAGUGAAGGGUAUAGAACCUACGUGUAUAAGGUGAUGAAGCAAGUUCACCCAGACAUGGGAAUUUCAUCAAAAGCUAUGACUAUUUUGAACAAUCUUAUGGGUGAUAUGUUCGAGAGGAUCGCCAAUGAGGCGGCGAUCCUCGCGAAGUACGUUGGCCGGGCAACGUUAGCAUCGGUGGAUAUUCAAGAUGCGGUGAAGUUGGUGUUGCCAGGGGAGCUAGGGAAGCAUGCAAUUGCUGAAGGGACAAAAGCUGUUGCCAACUAUGUAUCAAGUGUUGGAAAGUCCAAGUCCAAGGCCUAAUUGUUUGUUAGCUUUGUUUAACCUAUCGUUUUCUAGGUUCUUAAUGUGGGAACUAACUCGGUGCAUGCAAAUUCAUGCUCGUUUUUGUGAUCUUUUCAUAUUUGCAUGCAUGUGAAGUCGCUGUGUACAUAUGCUGGCGAUGCGGAUAGGAUGUAUUAGAUGUUUUUGGUACUACUAUUAUCUCAUGUGUUGUGUAUAUACUCUCUUUAUUAUAA